AUGGUGGAUAAUGCUGCAGGAGGAGCUUUUAUUGAGAUCACCUUUACUGCAGUUGGAAACAUGUUAGAAAGAAUGACUAAGACAAAUUGGGAGAUAGUUGAUGAAUCUUCAGUGGUGCCUGUAGAGUUGGGAGGUUCAGAAAAGAAGAGUGCAGAAGUGGAACAACCACCUAAGCUGAAGCAUAUUAGUGAUGUGGAGCAAGACAUAAGGAAGGAGAUGCCAGGAUACGGUAAAUUUAUGAAAGAUCUUGUGAUGAAGAAAAGAGCGUGGAUUUGUCAUGAUUGGAGCGAUGAUCACUGCAUAAAAUUGUUGAAGAACUGCUAUGAAGCACUUCCUGCGAAUGGAAAAGUGAUAAUUGCUGAGUGCAUACUUCCAAAAGCACCAGACACAUCAGCUGCUACAAAGAGUAAAGUACAUGGUCAUAUUAUUAUGUUAGCGCAUAACCCAGGAAGCAAAGAAAGAACUGAGAAAGAAUUUGAAGCUUUAGUUAAGGGGGCUAGUUUUAGGGGAUUUCGUAAGGCGUGUUGUGCUUACCACACUUGGAUCAUGGAAUUCAACAAGUGA
Messenger RNA from Capsicum annuum, 564 nucleotides. Its product is annotated as caffeic acid 3-O-methyltransferase-like. Gene Ontology annotation, molecular function: O-methyltransferase activity; S-adenosylmethionine-dependent methyltransferase activity. NCBI's taxonomy places the organism in Eukaryota, Viridiplantae, Streptophyta, Magnoliopsida, Solanales, Solanaceae. The record is from RefSeq and is a predicted model, not a curated record. Gene Ontology annotation, biological process: methylation. The transcript has 4 exons. Bases 1 to 564 code for a protein of 187 amino acids.